Molecule: messenger RNA, 1290 nt
Organism: Alternaria arbusti
Lineage: Eukaryota; Fungi; Ascomycota; Dothideomycetes; Pleosporales; Pleosporaceae
Exons: 3
Coding region: 1-1290 (429 amino acids)
Source: RefSeq, a predicted model, not a curated record
AUGACCAACGACAAGGCUGCACCCGCCUUCAUGGACCUCCCGCUCGAGGUGCGACACUCCAUUUUCGAUCAUGUGGCCGCGCGCGACGUCAAGCCUAAGAAGCUGCUCCGCUACUGGUUCGAGAAGAAAGAGGUCAAGGAACUCAUUGCCCAGGACGCCAUUCACAACCCCAACGGUCCCACCCCGCGCGUCGUAUACGCCAACGACUACGAUGAUCACGAUGACGAGAGUGCUGUAAGCGACUACAACAGUGAGGAGGAGGAUCAAGAAGAGAACGAGGAUGCUGCAGAGGACAGCGAAAACGAGGACGAAGACGAAGACGAAGAUGGAAAUGAGGACGAAGGAGCAGAGCAGGAAGAUGGCAAUGGUGAGGAUGAAGCUGAAGAUGAGUCUGAGUCUGACUUGGACGGCGAAGAUGAGGACGAUGAGGUAGAAGAAGCUGUCGCCGGCGCGCACGAUACCCAGUCGGCAACUGCUAGCGUCCACGUUCCAGCCCAAGCUACGGCUCAAGUUGACCCCGACCACCACUCCGAAGAUGGGAUGGCAGAGGAAGAACCUGGACAAGGACAUGCCGGUGAGGGCGACAGCGAGGAUGAGGGCGACAACGGCGAAGAGACUGAGGGCGCGCAGCUACACAAUGACGAAGAGGCCGAAGGCGAUAGCGAUAGCGACGAAGAUCUGGCUGAUGACGGCGGCAACGCUGCUGCUACAGUCGUUGCGGCUCAGCCUCCUCCUCCCCCAGCACCCGUAUUCCGACCCCAUAACAAGUGGCGCCACAUACCGAACUUCAUGCGCAUCACUCACUGUCCUCCGCCGGUCCAGCUCCUGCUGGCCUCCCGCCAGCUGAACAACGAGGCAAAGAACUGGUUCUACGAUGUAGCUGCUUUCAGCCAGAUCACCGACGCUGCCUUUUCUCCUAUGGAGAACAUUCGAAAGGUUAAUAUAACUUUCGUUUGGGAUUCAGCCUGGAUCCGCGCCGACACUACCGACUCCAUCGAGGCCAUCUUCCCUGCCCUUCUUCGCCAGCGCUCCAAUUUCGUAUUCGAGAUCCUGUUGAAGGCGCCAGACUUGCGAGAGGUCGUCAUUCAUUGGCACGACUCCAUUCAAGACGACGAGAGCGCUAACCUCAUGCUCGACAAUCUUGCACCCUUCCAUACAUUGGGCCCUACCGUCAACAUCAUCGAGCACUACAUCGCGGCGGACGCCAAGCCCAAAAAGCGUAGUAUCGCUGGCAAGCGUCGCGUCGAGUUCCAAAACAUACUUGACAUGGGUCUUGAUCGGCUCUUCUAA